AAACUCUCUCCUCUCCUUUUCCUUCUGUUUCUUUCCCUUUCCCUCCUUUAUUUUCUUCUUCCCCAAGCCUAUAUUCCUCCAGAUUCCCAAUUCCUCCCUGUUUCUCUCUCGCUUUCCCCCUAUAGAAUCUUUUCCGUCCUCUCUGUCCAAUGGCGGAAACCUCUGCCCUCUGCUUCUCACACCUCCCUUCAUUCCCUUCCAUUUCUCGCUCCAGAGAUUCUAAUUCCUUCCUCUCUACUUCUCCUCUCUCUUUUCUCUGUACUCGUUCUAACUUCUCUAAUUCCCUUCCUCGCCCUUCUCGCUCCUUUCAUUUUACCUCCAAAGCUUCUGAUUCCGAUAAUUUUAUCGGCGACGAUUCUCUCGGGUCCUUCCCCUGGUCUGAUGGUGUUAAUGCUAUUGAAUGGAUUCAGGAGGAGAAAGUCACGCUGUUCACUGCUGAUGGGCUCGUUCAAAUUGGAGGCUCUGUGGUUCCUCGGCUAGUCAGUUCUUCAGAUAAGAAGCAAGGUAAGUCAAAAACUUCUCAGAGAUUUCAACGAUUUCAAGAGAGUGAUUACAUGGACCCAAAACAGGGCUUGUGUUUGGGAGCACUAUUCGAUAUUGCAGCAACAAAUGGACUUGAUAUGGGCAGAAGACUCUGUAUCUUUGGGUUUUGUCGUUCAAUUGAGAUGCUAAGUGAUGUUGUGGAAGACACUGUUUUGGAGCAUGGUGGGGAGGUUGUUACUGCGGAGAAAGCAAUCAAAGGUGGUUUGCAUGAAAAGCUAACAAUGACAGUGGCAGUACCAUAUCUUUGGGGGGUUCCUCCUGCUUCAGAAACACUUCGCCUUGCAGUCCGGAGUGGUGGAGGGAUUGUGGAGAAAGUUUAUUGGCAAUGGGAUUUUUUGUAAAUGAAUUGUCAAAUCCUCCUAACCAACAUUUGUGCAUUAUGUAAAUAUAAUUAUUCUGUUGCCAUGUACAAAAUUGAAGAUGUAUCAUUCCGACAACUUGGUGUAUCUAAUCUAUUAUUUCCA
Molecule: messenger RNA, 1007 nt
Organism: Manihot esculenta (cassava)
Lineage: Eukaryota; Viridiplantae; Streptophyta; Magnoliopsida; Malpighiales; Euphorbiaceae
Exons: 5
Coding region: 150-884 (244 amino acids)
Source: RefSeq, a predicted model, not a curated record